UGCAGAAAAAUGAAUCAGAAUCAGAAUCAGGUUUAUUGGCCAAGGGUGUUGACACACACAGGGAACUUGGUUCCAGCUGUUUGUGACUCUCAAACGUACAGACAUAACAUUAUACUACACAGGACAGGACAGUACAGACUGUGGUUAAAAACAGGAGGAAGUAAAUGGCUGAAUCUUCAUCACCAACAGAAGGCAGAAGAAGGGGGAACAUGGAAGAACCAGAAUUAUUUUUUCAUGACUCCAGCAGUCUCCUGUCUAAAGAUCUGCUGCUGUGUCCGAUCUGUGUGGAUGUGCUCAUUGAUAAAGUCACCACUCCAUGUGGACACAACCUCUAGAAGCACAGAGAAAGAGAAAGCAGACAUUGUUGAUGUCUUCACUGCUCUGAUUCGCUCUAUUGAGAGAAGUCAGGCUGAGCUGCUGGAGAUGAUGGAGGAGAAGCAGAAAGCAGCAGAGAGGCAGGCUGAAGGACUCAUUAAAGAGCUGGAGCAGGAAAUCAGUGUGCUAAAGAGGAGAGACACUGAGCUGGAGCAGCUCUCACACACUGAGGAGCAUCUCCACGUCCUACAGAUUUACUCCUCCAUGUGCAGCCCUCCACACACCAAGAACUGGACUGAGAUCAGCAUUAACACUGAUGUGAGUGUGGACACUGUGAGGACAGCUCUGUCUCGGCUUCAGCAGACUCUGAAUGAGAAACUCAAUAAAUCACUCAAUGACAAGUUAAAGGAAACAGUUUCCACAGAACUGAAGAGGAUUCAGCAGUAUGCAGUGGAUGUGACCCUGGAUCCUGAUACAGCUCAUCCUGAUCUCAUCCUGUCUGCUGAUGGAAAACAAGUGAGAGAUGGAGACAGACGACAGAAUCUCCCUGAUACACCACAGAGGUUUAGUCCAUGUAUCAGUGUUCUGGGAAAGCACAGUUUCUCCUCAGGGAGAUUUUAUUAUGAGGUGCAGGUCAGAGGGAAAACUGGCUGGUCAUUAGGAGUCGCGAGAGAGAACAUUAACAGGAAAGGGAAGAUUACACUGUCUCCUCAGAAUGGAUUCUGGGCUGUGACCCUGUGGAAUGAGAAUCAGUAUGAUGCUUGUGAACAUCCCUCUGUCCUCCUCACACUGAAAGAGAAGGUGGAGGUUGUGGGGGUGUUUGUGGAUUAUGAGGAGGGUCUGGUCUCCUUUUAUGAUGUGAAGUCCAGAUCUAAUAUCUACUCUUUCACUGGUCAGACUUUCACUGAGGAACUCUAUCCAUUCUUCAGCCCUUGUUUCAAUGAAGGAGAUAAAAAUGCAGCACCACUGAUCAUCUCUCCUGUAUUUAAAACUGAAUACAUUUAAACCUCACAAAUUUGAUCAUCAGAUGUUAAGAGUAAAACGAAUUUGUUUACUUUUUUGGUUAGAUUUUAGAAAUACUUAUAUCAUUUGAAUUGAAUUUUAAAAUGCUGUAGAUAUUAUUUUAAUACCUGGUUUUAAUUGUAAUCCUAGUCUUUGUUAUGAUUGUGUGACAUUAUGACUGUAGAACUUUGUCAUUACAAAUCACAUAUUAAACUAUUUAUCCAGCAAUCAGGAUAUUUUGUGUUUGUUUUUGUUUAUGGGAAUGUAUUUUUAUUUCACUGUGUGUUUUUUUUUACAUUAUAAAUAGUUGGGAGUAAUUCAUAGUUUAUUUAUAAGAUGAAAAAACCCAGAUGUAAUUAAUUUGUUGUUAUUCCAUGAU
This is a messenger RNA of Tachysurus fulvidraco (yellow catfish), 1696 nucleotides long. Its product is annotated as E3 ubiquitin-protein ligase TRIM39-like. NCBI's taxonomy places the organism in Eukaryota, Metazoa, Chordata, Actinopteri, Siluriformes, Bagridae. Bases 10 to 1320 code for a protein of 436 amino acids. The transcript has 7 exons. The record is from RefSeq and is a predicted model, not a curated record. Gene Ontology annotation, molecular function: protein binding.